AUGCCCAACUACGAGAAAGGACAAAAGGUCAACUACAGACCCGUCGGUGACAGCAUCACAGGCGCAGACUCCAAAACAAACAAAAGCGUCGGCAUAAUCCGCGAUAUCAGUACCAGCAACACAAACUUGACUGGCCGGUCUGUUUCUGCUUCGGAUGAUAUGCCUCGGUAUGAGAUUGAGAAUGUGAAUACUCAUAAGAGGUCGGCUAUUAAGGAGUGUAACAUUGACGGGCCGGCGGAGUAG
Molecule: messenger RNA, 243 nt
Organism: Penicillium antarcticum
Lineage: Eukaryota; Fungi; Ascomycota; Eurotiomycetes; Eurotiales; Aspergillaceae
Product: hypervirulence associated TUDOR domain-containing protein
Exons: 2
Coding region: 1-243 (80 amino acids)
Source: RefSeq, a predicted model, not a curated record